Messenger RNA from Moneuplotes crassus, 1964 nucleotides. Lineage: Eukaryota; Ciliophora; Spirotrichea; Euplotida; Euplotidae. The record is from the annotation of a GenBank genome assembly.
UCCUGGCUGGGAUUAAACUUAUAACAAAAUAAUAAAUGUGGCGUUUUAAUAGAAUUCGAAGUGUUUCUAUAAACUUCUCAAAAAGCUAUGUAGGCUUGAAUAAUGCACUAGGUGUUAAGCCAGUCAGGUGGUUUUUGAACAAGCAUGCUGAGGCUUAUAAUGGUCUAAACGAGAGUGAGGAAGAUUCUAAGGAAAAUAUCUCUAGUGAUUCUGACCAAUACGAGAGCGACCCAGAGCUAAAUUCUAAAAUUGAAGAAUCAUUCUCCCACCUAGGCUUUGGCUCAGGAGUCUGGAGCAACAUCACAGAAUAUGAUUCUACACAUGAAGAAACUUCAGAUGCUGAGCAGACUAGUGAGUACGAAGAUUUAGAGAAAUUUGAAAGGAACAAAACUGAACACGAAAAGGAGGAAUUUGUAGCCAAACCAGAGAAAACAAAUCAUUUUGCCGAUCUCUUGUCUCAAAGAAUCAAAGAAAUUGAAACUGAGCAGCAUGACAAAUUCGAAGACUUUCAAAAGCCUAAGCAGGAGACUGUUACACCUGGAAUAUUUGACAAUAUUAGUGAAGAAAAAGUUACUGAAGAACCUAAACAAGAGCUUGAGGAUGUUUUAGAAGAAAAUUCUGAAGAAAUGGAAGAAGAAUUUGAAGCCAUGCUGCAAAUUUUAGAAGACCAAACAAUCUAUUCCAACAAACUAGCACAUGAAAUGUUCGGGGAUUCAGAGACAUAUCUUGGCCCAAAAGGAGGAGAUUUACAAACUACAAGAGAAGAUUUUGCAAGGUCAAAUUUAGAUCCCCAUACUGAGGCAGGAAGACUUGAGUUAAAGGAGUAUAUUGAGUCAACAAUCAAAGAUUUGGACAAAUAUAGCACCACGAGAACAGAUAUAGGACAUCUCAUCAAUUACUUGAUGAUGAUUAGAGAAGUUCCUGAUUUUGUAUUUCAGCAUAUUGAUGAAAAUUUGCUUGAAGUGAUGAAUUCCCCAUUUGCUUCGAACGUUUACACAAGAGCAUUGGUUAACUCUCAAAACCCAAAAAUGGCAAAGAAGUAUCUCAAAAACCUCCUUGACUACAUUCUGGCUAAUGAGGAUAAUCAGCCUCAAACAGACGCUAUUGGAAAGCUGACUUUAAUAAUUACAAAGUACAAACUGAUGCUAGUUACAAAGUCAUAUCGUAAUAACAGAGCUGCUUUUAAUGCUAUAAAAAGGCAACUUAUCCCUUCAAAGAGUAGGAAAACUCAUAAAAAUACUACUAAAGUACCCCAGUGCCAACUAGACAAUGUCAGGAACGAAAUUCACGCUAGCUACACUGGAGAAAGAAGCAUGUUGAUAAGUAGAUUAGUAAACCAGAUCAAGCACAACAAAAUCGUUGACAAAGCAUUCAUCCAAAAAACACUUGACAUAAUCUCCGAGUUCCUCCCCAACCUCGACCUCAAAUGAACCUUCAUCGUCAAAAAUUUCCUAGCAUCCUUCGAACAAACACACAGAGCCCAAUACAAAUCCCUAUUUGGCCCCCUAAAAUCCCACUUAGCCUCCCUCUCCACUGCUGAAGAGCUAAAAACCCAAAAAGGCACCUAUCUCACCCCAAGAAUUCUAGAAAGUAUGCAGGAAAACAGGCAGAAAUAUACUUUGUUAAAGUACAUGCGGAGUUUUAAAACUGUCAAGAUGAAUAAUGAGGAUUUUAAGAGAGGAGUCGUCCUGCUCACGCACUGUUUUGAUAGGUGUCUCGAGGAUGAACAAUUAGCUCAAGAAUUAGGCUAUGUUGUCCCUUUGAUAGCUGAUCAAUUCAAGCCAGUUAGAAAAAUUGACCAAAAGAGGCUAGACGCUCUAAUCAAAAGAGAAUCAGAGAUUUUCAAAGCUGUUGACUACGAUGCCCAGGAAGAAAUUGAUGAGUCAAAGAUGGACCUCAAGCUCAAGGAAAUCUUUAGAAGUAUCAAAGACUAAUCUGAGAAUUCCAUAUAAAAUCCUCAUUCA